AUGUCGACCACAGAGCCCGUUCUCCUAGAGCCUUCUUGGGCAAAGUCGGGGGACAAGUGGUUCCGUACAGCGUAUAUAUGGAAAAGAGACCAGAUAUUCGAGUGGAUGGGGAAGAUCGCCGCUGCCGGUGGUGUUGGGCCUGAAGAACGCAAAGAAGCUCGCAUUCUCCUCCUCACAACAAUCCGCGGUCGGUUGAUCGAUCUUUCCCUCCCAAAAGGAAGCCUAUACAUGGACAAAACAAGGAAACCAGAUUCACAUAUUUCACGAAACAUAAACCUAGAUUGGAAGAGGGAAGAUGAGACGCAGUCGAGAUUCAAUGUCAGUCCCAUGUUCUUCCGUGAAGUUACCAAGACCUUCAAAGGCCCAGCACCAGACUGGUGGUGCCCCUACGAUCUCCUUGGCCUCUUCCUCAGCCUCCUGGGGCCGGCACCAGCCGCUGCUGACAAGUAUAACUUCUACCUCCCUCUCACAGGCGUUUACGGGCGCUGGUGCGCACGUAUCGCUGGCAAACCAGAGAGGAGCUGGAAGUGGAAACCGGAUUUCAAAGGCGAAGGCACUUUGCCAUACGUUUUCCAAUGCACAUGGAGCCUUGAGGUCGAUGACAAAACGAAGCAACAUUUGUGUAAAUACUUUCUCGGGGCAUCCACUGCGGGCGACAGAUGGGAGGACAAAUUACUUCCAAAGAAUCCCAAAUCUCCCACAUACACUGGAGCUUGGAGGGACCGUGUGGGAGAGGAACGUUUUAAGAUGCUGUACCGAUGUCAGAGAUUAGUUAAGGUACGCGAAAGCGACUACAGAGAGAAAAAUGCCCCCAGUCAGACUACCACCGGUGGUAGCAUGGUGGCUUACGGAAACUGCGCCGAGACUUACCCCUUUAUAAUGAUAUCCUCAAGUAAUACGACACAGAACUUGAAGCACAUGUCAGGUCUUGCUCUCCAAAAGAACUUCUUGGGAGAUGGAGAAUACGCCGAGUAUCAAGCAGCACCUGAUACUGCCAUUUGGAGAAAUUUGAUGGCUCCUUGUCCCAAUUGUACCAUGCUUAUUGCAAUGGCCGGGGCAACUAGGUCCAAGUUCGAUUUGGAGAAAGGUCAGGGAACGCCUCCAAAACCGAUGAAAUUGAUGCUAGCAGCCCACGACCUGUCAGUAGAGGCCUGA
This is a messenger RNA of Fusarium subglutinans, 1155 nucleotides long. RefSeq lists its product as uncharacterized. NCBI's taxonomy places the organism in Eukaryota, Fungi, Ascomycota, Sordariomycetes, Hypocreales, Nectriaceae. The record is from RefSeq and is a predicted model, not a curated record. The transcript is spliced from 4 exons. The coding region runs from base 1 to 1155 and encodes 384 amino acids.